This is a messenger RNA of Funneliformis caledonium, 1251 nucleotides long. The record is from the annotation of a GenBank genome assembly. NCBI's taxonomy places the organism in Eukaryota, Fungi, Glomeromycota, Glomeromycetes, Glomerales, Glomeraceae.
AUGGAAAAUUAUCAACAAAAAAUCGAUGACCUUUUAAGAAAAGCUAAAUCUCAAGGCGCUGCGAGAGCUGCGAGAGCCAAUAAACCUUUUAUUACUAAUAUUGUAGUUGCAGAAAAACCUAGGGAGGAUCUAAAAUCUUUAAAAGAUAUUUGGAGGGGUAUGGACGCUACGGACUCCAGGAAUACCACGCCAACAAUUGGGUUUCGCAAGACAGGAAAGUCAACUAAAGGUAAAAAACCAACAAAAUCGAGUACUCGUAAUAAGAAGAAUCGAACAAAUUGGCAGCCAUAUCAUCACUCCAACAUGGAAAACGUCCCGGUUCGGUCACCAACUUUUUCUGAAAGUUCCAGUAUGAGUACCGAUGAAGACGGGGACGUAUUGAUGUUGUCAGCUGCAUCCACUCCAACAGAAAUAACUCCUACAAACAGAAAAUUUCUAAACAAUUACUUUCCAAAGGGCAAACGCAAACCAAGAUCAGCCGAAUUUAUUAUCGGUGAUAAGUUGAAUGAUGCAUCACCUGAUACUUUGCGAAUUUUUAAUGCAAUUCAAUCCAAUGAUUCCAAUGGAGAGCUCGACUUGGAUAAAGAAUACAAGUUGGAUAACGUAAUCAUGAAAAAUAUACUUAAUAUAAAUGAAGACAAAGUUUCUUUGUUAAACGAUGAUUUGACAAGAACAAGUGAUUACGGAACGUUUAAUGAACAGCCUUCAAUAAUCAAUGAGCUACAAAAAAACUCACAACAAAGUACCAAACUUGAAUGUGGUCAAAGUUGCUUUAUUAAUCCCAUAGCUGGUUGUGCAAAACUUUGUGGAUCUAUACCUUCCCCAACAACUUUAGUCGUCAAAAACAGCGGGUCCACCGCCCGUGACAAUUGCUCAAUAGAAAGAACUUUUUUGUCUUGGUUGCGCAUGUCAACAACUCUGGUAUUGCUUGGAAUGUCUUAUUUCUUACGUUUUGAAACAAUUUCACAACCUUCUGCCAAUGAAAACUCUUAUUCAAAACUACUCGGCUUAUUUCUCAUCGGAUUGGGAUUUACCGUGUUAAUAUGGGCUCUAUGUAAUUAUUUUCAAUUUCAACGAUUAUACGCAUCUAGAUACGCAUUUAUUGAGAAUGGCGUACUUUCUUUUUCGAUAGCUGCAUUGGUGGGUGCUACCAUUUUUUCGUUGCUAGUUUGUGAUAUCUUGCAAGAUGUGGAGCAAGAGGAUAAAAUAGAAAAUGGUACUAAUUUAUAUACCAUAAGUUUUAUUAGAUGA